Rubroshorea leprosula is the source of this 2407-nucleotide messenger RNA. NCBI's taxonomy places the organism in Eukaryota, Viridiplantae, Streptophyta, Magnoliopsida, Malvales, Dipterocarpaceae. The record is from the annotation of a GenBank genome assembly.
AUUUCCAUAUUCUCUGUGCUUUUUUGCAGCGAAGGACUCCAAAGCUUUUCAGGCGAAGUUUUGAGAGGAUUUUAGAUUUAACCCUUUCAGGUAAUAACAAAUGGAAUUUUUUAGAGAAGUUGGAGAACUCCAGGGUAACCAGGGCAUGGAAGAGGAAGAGGGUGUUAUGUCUGUAAAGUCGAUUGCGAUGAUUGUACCGCCGGAACUGCAAGACUUGCCGGAAACCCCUACACCCGAGAGCAGUGCCAAUUCGAGUGCACGCGAGGGCUUCGGUGAUAAUCAUUCUUCGCCAUCUGAGGGGUCGUCAUUAGAAAGGACUCCCAAUGUUGGAGAAGAUAUGGGGGAGGGCAUGAGCAAUCCCUUGCUGGAAAGUGUGGAGGUGAAUUUGGAUGUGCCCAUGGUUGCAGGUUGGGAAAAUAAGACUAUAAGUGGUAGGCUGAGCAACCUUCGCAAGGCCCCACAUACAUUGGGUGCUAAAUUUAGGUUUAGGGCAAACCUUCAUCACGAGAUAGCAGAUUGCACGACCUUAAUUAAAGGAUACAAAAGACUAGAGGAAAUAGUGAGGCAGUAUCACGUCCCCAGAACAAUUUUGCUCCGAACUGGCACCAAAAACGAAAGGGCCUACACAGUGUCGCUAACAGGGUGGAUACUCGUGUAUGUGGAUCACUUUGAUGCCGACCUGCGAUUCCCACUGCCCGGGCUAAUUUUUGACGUUCUCGAGGAGUACGAGCUAGCACUGACAAAACUGACCCCCAACAGCAUAAAAUUUAUUAUAGGAUUUAUGCUGUUGUGUGCAAGGUUAAAGAUACCUGCGAAGGCCAUUGUGUUCAAAUCACUCUUCUUGUGCUGGCUGAGUACCACUCAAACGAGGUGGUACUAUAUAUCUGGGAGAGAGAAAAUGGUGAUUUUUACGAACAUGAGGAAUAAGGUAUCCAGAUGGAAAAGACAAUUUGUUUUUGUCCAGGAUACACGAACAGAGAGGGUCAGCAACGAUUUGGCAGCUCGCCUCUCUCGAUGGCGCUUAGGGCACACUUACAUGAACUAUCCCAUGCUAACUCCUGACGACCUAGAGCCUAAGGAUAAAAUAACGAACUAUGUAAAGGCGAAGGGUUUAGUCGAUUUGGAGGCCCUGGUUACCCUUGAGGUGCUCGCUGUUCACGGGUUUGUGGACAUCACAAACCUGUUUAGUGAAGGAGAGAUGAGUAGCAUGCUUGAGAGGCAACGUGAACGAGCUCAACGCUUGCGAGCUCGAGGUGCUGGGUCCAGCACACAUAGACAAACACGCUUUGACGAGCGGUCGCUUGCAGCUCCUCGCAGCUCGUCACAAAGAGAGCGAAGCUCCAACUCGGCUUCACUGCCACAUGCCGAGCGUAGAGUAGAAGUCGUUUCUGUUGAGACUCAGAGGCGCACUCGCGAAGACUCCGGUGCUGAGGAUGACAUGCCACUAAUUCGGCGCAGAUUGAAUUCUGGAAGUCAGUCUAGUGCGAUACGCUCACCUGAUGCAGCUCGUAGGCAAAAUCGCGAGCUGACUAACAGUUGCAAGCAGUUGACAUCUGACAAGGCGAGCUUGGAGGAUGAGGUGAACCGUUUGCAAAGUUCAGAGAUGGCCAACAGGGGUGCAUCAGCCAAGAGCCGAGCUGAUGAGUUGGCCAACAAAGUCAACCAACUGAAGGAGGAGUUGGAGAAGGUUCAAGCCGAAAAAGAGAGUGGGUUCCAGGUGCCCAUGGACGAGGUCGUUCGUGCGGUGGAUCGUGCGAAGAAGGCUGAAGUUGAAAGAGACAACGCUCUGAACAACCUCAGCACUCUCAAACGGCGGCGCUGCAUAGGCAUUGCGCGAGCUCAAGGAGCAGAGUGGCUAGUAGGUGCUGAUAUGUUCAAGGAUGCCGUGGCUAUGGCAUCCAUGAACACCACGAUAGAGAUUUACAAUGACGUUCGUGGAAAAGUGUUAAAGCACCGACUAGACUUUCCAAUUGGCGAGCUGGCGUUUUUUGAGGGUGAAGAGUUUGGUGAAGAGGGGAAAAGCCUUGCUUCCCCUACUGAUACUACCGUGCGGCUCAAGUGGGAGCUGAACGAAGAUGGAGUGCCAAUAUGGCCUUCAUCCGUUUUGGAAAAGGGAGAAGAUUUUGAGAACCUGCCUAGGUUCGAUUCCUAGGUGGGUGGCGCACCCGAAGAAGAAGCUGAACCCUCAAGCACUCCCCCUGCACCUCAGCCAAUCUCCACUGUUGCCAUUCCUUCUCCAGCUCAUGCUGACGCAUCCAUUCCUGUUGAUUUAACGGAUGAUUAGGAUUAGGCUUUACAUUUUCCUUUUGCCUUUUUAGUUUUAAAAUUUCCAUGUCUAGGGCAAAUUUUGUACUUGCUUUGAUAUUACAUGUAACACACUUGCAAGAAAUAUAACUAGACAAUUUUU